Molecule: messenger RNA, 297 nt
Organism: Cynoglossus semilaevis (tongue sole)
Lineage: Eukaryota; Metazoa; Chordata; Actinopteri; Pleuronectiformes; Cynoglossidae
Product: serine/threonine-protein kinase SMG1
Exons: 1
Source: RefSeq, a predicted model, not a curated record
CCGUAGGUGAUGACGGCCGUACACAGUGUGUACCAGGCGCUGCUGAGCCUGAAGAACAUUCCCACCCUGGAGGCAGCUUAUAAAAUGGUGUUGGGUGAGAUGGUCUGUGCCCUGUCCAGCCUCGUGUCCAGCCUGGAGUCCGCCGACGCUGCCCAGUCUCCAGACGGGCCGUGCCCCGGCAUCCAGCACCCUGCUUUUGCUUCCAUUCUUCUGCCUGUGGAAAAGGCCCAGUUCACCCUCAUCUUCAACCUCAGCACCCUCACCACCAUCGGCAACACCAAGAACUCUCUGAUCGGG